This is a messenger RNA of Morus notabilis, 1295 nucleotides long. Its product is annotated as GDSL esterase/lipase At5g55050. Lineage: Eukaryota; Viridiplantae; Streptophyta; Magnoliopsida; Rosales; Moraceae. Gene Ontology annotation, molecular function: lipase activity. The record is from RefSeq and is a predicted model, not a curated record. Gene Ontology annotation, biological process: lipid metabolic process. The coding region runs from base 90 to 1172 and encodes 360 amino acids. The transcript is spliced from 5 exons.
AUAUCAUUCUGUAUUUUAAGAGAGAGAGAGAGAGAGGGAGAGAGAGAGAGAGAGAGAGAGGUGGUUUGUGCUUUCUUGAGCUUAAAAAAAUGGUUUACAAUAUUGGUGUUUUGCUAGUGAGUUUCUUCUCUCUCUUCUCUCAGUCCUUGAGUUUUUCAGCUCGUUUGGUUCCGGCCAUGUAUGUUUUCGGAGACUCCCUAGUAGAUGCGGGCAACAACAAUUACCUUGUGUUUUCCCUUGUCAAAGCAAAUUUUCCACACAACGGCAUUGACUUUCCCACCAAAAAACCAACUGGGAGGUUUUGUAAUGGCAAGAAUGCUGUUGAUCUUCUUUCUGAGAUAGUGGGUUUACCACCAUCCCCACCUUAUCUUUCUGUGGCAUUCAAGUUGAAAAAAAGUCGUAAUCAGUUCCUAACAGGUGCAAACUUUGCCUCUGGAGGUUCUGGUAUCAUGAAUCAGACAAACAAAAUGUUUUCACUCUCUUUAACAAAACAAGUAGGCUACUUUCUAGCAGUGCAUAAGGCCUUGAACAAACAGCUGGGACCCACCGGUGCAAAUAAGCAUUUCUCAAAAUCUCUCUUCCUAAUUGUGACCGGAAGCAAUGACAUCUUUAGCUACUUUGGGUCUGAUGAAUUACGCAAUAAAAGCACUCCAUCGCAGUAUGUGAACUUGAUGUCUUUCACACUUAAGGGACAACUUAAGCGUUUGUACAAUCUUGGUGCUCGUAAGUUUGUAUUUGUUGGGACAGGACUUAUUGGAUGCAUUCCAUCGGAGAGGAACAAGAACAAAGGAGAACAAUGCAAUGAAGAAGUGAAUCACUGGUCGGUUAAGUACAAUGAAGCUCUGAGGUUAAUGUUGAGGAAUUUGAAAUUUGAGCUCAACGGCAUAAACUACUCCUACUUUGACGGUUAUAGCGUGAUGCAAAAUUUCAUUCAAAAGCCAACUGCUUACGGAUUUUCCGAGGUUAAAGCUGCUUGUUGUGGCAUGGGAAAACUAAAAGCCGAGAUCCCAUGUUUGCCAAUUUCAAGCUAUUGCAACAACAGAAGCAACCAUCUUUUCUGGGAUGGAAGCCAUCCUACAGAAGCAGCUCAUCGCAUCUUUGUGGAUCAUAUUUUUUAUGGUCCUUUGCAAUACACUUUCCCAGUAAACGUCAAGAAGCUUAUAGCUAUUUAAUUUUUGACCAACGAUAUAUUAUAAAUACUGCCUUCUUAUGAGUGUUUUUUUUAUAGAAAUGUUAGCGUCACUUUUAUGCCACUCUCUUUGUCACUUUUUACAUUAACUAUUUGAGACAUACGU